AUGGACCCCAUCACGAACCCGCCCGAUGAGAAGAAAGCCAUAUUCGCCUCGAAUGCGAGAAACGAACCCGGACUACCUGUCAGCGCACACGAUACCGAGAAUGAAGGAGUGAGACACCAGAGCAAAUGGCAGGAGAUGUGGAAGACGUUUGAGAGACGGCUCGUCGCAUACAACCUCGAGGCCCGCGGCAUUGAGCGUGUCGAACCGGAGGAGCGACAGGACUUGCGCCUGCUUGGAUACUCCCAGGUGGCCAUCAUGUGGUUCAGCGUCAACCUUGCGGCCAACAACAUCACGCUCGGCAUGCUCGGUCCUGCCGUCUUCGCCCUAGGCUUCCUCGAUUCCUGCCUGCUGGCCGUUUUCGGCGCAUUCGUUGGCUGCCUUGUCGUCGCAUACAUUGCAACCUUUGGCCCAAAGAGCGGGAAUCGGACGAUGAUCUUCUCACGAUAUAUCACAGGAUGGUGGCCGUCCAAGGUCGUCGUCCUGCUCAACAUCAUCGUUCUGCUUGGGUACGGGAUGAUCGACUGCGUAGUCGCUGGACAGAUACUCUCGGCUGUUUCGGGCAACUCCAUGUCCGUGGUAGUCGGCAUCAUCAUCGUAGCCAUCAUAGCGUGGGCGAUCACAACCUUCGGCUACCAGAUCUUCCACUACUACGAGCGCUGGGCCUGGUUACCGCAACUGGUCGUACUCUGUAUACUAGCUGGUGUCUCCGGUUCGCAAUUCAACAUCUCCUCCGAGUCUCACGGCGAUGAAAACCCAGAUACCAUAAUCGGGAAUCGCAUCGGCUUCUUCGGUUUGACACUCGCUGCGGCUAUCACGUACGGUGGCGGAGCAGCAGACUACUUCGUCUACUACCCCGAACACGCAUCUUCGUUCAAGAUAUUCGGCAUGACCAUGUUCGGUCUGAUGUGCAGUUUUACGUUCGCCUUCAUGUUGGGUGUCGGUCUAGCAUGCGGUAUGUUGAUCAACACGGACUGGGAAGCGGCAUAUAGGGUAUCGCAAGGCGCCCUAAUAGUCGAAGCAUACAAGCCCUUAGGUGCUUUCGGUUCAUUCUGCGGCGUAGUAGUUGCGUUGGGUCUCGUCGCCAACCUCAUCGUCCCUACCUACUCUUCCGGUAUCGAUGCCCAGAUCCUAGGCCGCUACGCAAGUGUCGUACCGAGAGUCAUCUGGAACACCGUUGGCGUAGUCAUCUACACAGUCUGCGCCUUAGCAGGUCGUGCCCAUCUCGCCGAAAUCUUCACCAACUUCCUUGCUCUCAUGGGUUACUGGGUCUCAGUCUGGAUCGCCAUCACCCUCGAGGAACAUUUGAUCUUCCGUCGCAAGACUGGCUUCAACUGGCAAGUCUGGAACCAGAAGAAGAAGCUACCACUUGGCAUCGCUGCCUUUACCUCCUUCGUGAUCGGCUGGAUUGGUGCCAUCAUGUGUAUGGCCCAGGUUUGGUACAUUGGACCGAUCGCUAAGCAGGUUGGAACUUAUGGAGCUGAUAUGGGCAACUUUGUCGGUUUCGCAUGGGCUGCAGUCGUCUAUCCGCCCUUGAGGGUCUGGGAGCUCAAGCCUCUUCUGCCCCUUCCCACUCCACAGCCCGCACUACCGACCACUGGCAACAUGUCAGCCAACCUCAUUGACCUCGGCGACGAGGGCACCUCCCAGAGCACCACUCGCGUCAACGGCAUUAUCCGCAACAACGGCCUCGUCGGUAAGAUGUCACUCACGGAGAACCGCACAGGGUCGUCUCCACGCAACCACUUCGCGGGUCUCGACACUCUCAUGAGACAGCGGAAGUCCUCUACACCUAUACUGGCACCAGCUCCUCGACCGGCGUCGUUGCCGACGGUAGCCAUCCCUCGUUUUGCUACACGUCUCUCUUCAAGUUCGGAAAUGUUUUCCCCGUUGGCCCAGCCGUACAAGGCGCCGGAGUCCGUAGCAUCUUUCCUGCAAGAGCAGCAAGAGCCUUUAACCUCCGCGCUUCGGUCAGAUGAGCCCAUCCCCGAAUACAUCCCUGAAAACAGUAUGGAAUUCAAGAGCAUGAUCGAGACAAUCAACGACUACGACAAAGCCACCGACAGCGAAUACGAUCAUCAUUCUGGUCACCGCUCCCCGUCGCCACCCAUCUCUUCACCGCUCCUCGUCCCGGACCUCGAGCCAUCCGCGCCUACUAGACCUGAUACACCCCCGACCCCAGCAGACUCGGUUGAGCAUGCCGUCUAUGGUUUCGGAUCCGACCAAGAGGCGGUGGUACGAAUAACUCAGCAGGCCUGGGAUCUUGCGACCCAAGAGCUGAACAUCCACAAGAAGCAAAAGAUGGAGCUAGAGAGGAGGUUGGCAGCCGCUGACAAAACCUUUGCCAUGCUUAAAGACGAGAACACUGAGGCCGCCACGAAGCUAGGCCUUGUCCAGUUUCAGAUCGAAUCCACCGAGCACCAGAAUGCCGCGAUGGCUCGCGCUCUAUCUGAGAGAGACGCGAUGAUCAAAAAGCAGGGACUUGAGGUGAAGAGCAAGGCGACUGAAGUUCAAGACUUGGACGCUAAGAUGAAGAGCAAGGACGCUGAGAUCAAGGCAAGGAACUUUGAGAUCAAGGUCAAGGAUGCUGAGAUCAACGCCAAAGACGCUGAGCUGGACCAGGAUGCCAUCAAGGACUUGCGUCAGAAAGCAGUCGACCAUCAGCGGAUCAUUGACCAUCACCUCUUACAAAAUCAGCACUUUGCUGACACUGUGACUGCACGGGAGCAGCUCAUAGCUGAUCUGCGACAAGAGCUUGUCGUCCGAAAAUUCGAGCUGACCGAAGUGCAAGAGCAACGUGGGAACCGUGCCGCCAUGGAGGACAUCAAGGGCAAGCUUCGCGAGAUGACUACUCUUUGCGAUCGCCAGAAGAGCCAACUCAAGGAAGUUAUGGACGAAGUCAAGUUCAAGGAGGCCCGUAUCAUGGAUCUCAGCAAGAAUGGUGAGCGUCUCCGUGGUGCCAUCCAUGUCGUCCCGCCGCGCGCGAAUGUAAAGCUCCCCGAGACCGUCGUCGCAUGCACGGAGUGUUACGGCUUGGACCGGCGAUGUGACGGUGGUACGAAGUGUCGCCCAUGCACCGAGAACAACACCGAGUGUCUGCGCUUGAUGUGCUCCUUGAAGUACAAGAACGGUGAUUGCCCUCUGGUGCCUUGCCCACUCACCCACGACGCUCAAGGUUAUCUCAUGUUGCCGCGAGCUCGCCCUGAAUGGUAA
Messenger RNA from Alternaria rosae, 3210 nucleotides. RefSeq names its product permease for cytosine/purines, uracil, thiamine, allantoin-domain-containing protein. Gene Ontology annotation, biological process: transmembrane transport. Gene Ontology annotation, molecular function: transmembrane transporter activity. Lineage: Eukaryota; Fungi; Ascomycota; Dothideomycetes; Pleosporales; Pleosporaceae. The coding region runs from base 1 to 3210 and encodes 1069 amino acids. Gene Ontology annotation, cellular component: plasma membrane; fungal-type vacuole membrane. The record is from RefSeq and is a predicted model, not a curated record. The transcript has 5 exons.